Vicugna pacos (alpaca) is the source of this 5495-nucleotide messenger RNA. It is a transcript of the gene THEMIS, whose product is annotated as thymocyte selection associated. Lineage: Eukaryota; Metazoa; Chordata; Mammalia; Artiodactyla; Camelidae. The record is from RefSeq and is a predicted model, not a curated record. Gene Ontology annotation, biological process: T cell receptor signaling pathway. Gene Ontology annotation, cellular component: nucleus; cytoplasm.
ACAUGCUUACCCCACCCCCAUCCUGUCCUACUUCAGUGUUAGAAGGAAAUGAAGCCACAAUGAGAACUAAAAGGAGCUGUAACACCUUUCGUCCCCUGCCUCCUCCCUCCCUCUCACUGCCCUCCGCACAUAGAGCCACUCCACCCUAGUUGGGCUCCAGUGUGACAUCCCUGCCUGCCUGAGAAAGGAAUGAUGAGCUGGGACUGCAGUUGCAGAGUGACACCCAGAAGCUAAAAGCUUCUGUAAGUACCAGAUCUGCACAAGACCCAAGCCAAAGCAAUGGCAUUGUCACUGGAAGAAUUUGUCCAUUCCCUUGACCUCAGGACCCUCCCCAGAGUCCUAGAAAUCCAGUCAGGAAUCUAUUUUGAAGGUUCUAUUUAUGAAAUGUUUGGAAAUGAAUGCUGUUUGUCAACAGGAGAAGUGAUUAAAAUUACUGGCCUCAAAAUUAAGAAGAUCAUAGCUGAAAUGUGUGAGCAUGUUGAAGGUUGUGAGUCUCCACAACCAUUUGAACUGCCUAUGAAUUUUCCAGGUCUUUUUAAGAUUGUGGCUGAUAAAACUCCAUACCUCACUAUGGACGAAAUUACAAGAACCAUCCAUAUUGGACCAAGUAGACUAGGGCAUCCUUGCUUCUAUCAUCAGAAGGAUAUAAAACUAGAGAAUCUCAUCAUAAGGCAGGGUGAGCAAAUCAUGCUCAACUCAGUUGAAGAGAUCAAUGGAGAAAAAAUGGUGAACUGUGGAGUGCUAAGGGAUCAUCAAAAUCACUCAUUUACUUUGCCUUUGUCACAAGAAGGAGAAUUCUAUGAGUGUGAAGAUGAACAUAUUUAUACCCUAAAGGAGAUUGUCCAAUGGAAGAUCCCCAAGAACAGAACACGAACAGUGAAACUUACGGAUUUUUCGGAUAAGUGGGACUUAAUAAAUCCAUUCCCUAAAGGCUUUCAUGGUUCUCUGAUUCUCAAGCCUGUUUAUGAAAUUCAAGGUGUGAUGAAAUACAGAAAAGAUAUAGUCCGUAUCCUCCCCAGUUUAGAUGUUGAAGUUAAAGACAUUACGGACAGUUGUGAUGCCAACUGGUUUCUUGAGCUGUUAACAACACAAGAUCUUUUUGAAAUGACCAGUAAGGAGUUCCCCAUAGUGGCUGAAGUCAUAGAAGUUCCUCAAGGAAACCAGCUACCCAGAAGCAUUUUACAGCCUGGGAAAACCAUUGUGAUCCACAAAAAGUAUCAGGCAUCGAGGAUCUUAACUUCAGAAAUUAGAAGCAAUUUUCCUAAAAGACACUUCUUGAUCCCCACUAGCUACAAAGGCAAAUUCAAGAGGCGACCUCGGGAGUUCCCAACAGCCUAUGACCUCGAGAUAGCAAAGAGUGAAAAGGAGCCUCUCCACGUGGUAGCCACCAAAGCUUUUCAUCCCCCCCAUGAUGAGCUGUCAUCUGUAUCUGUCGGGGACCAGUUUCUAGUGCAUCACUCACAGACAACUGAAGUCCUCUGUGAAGGAAUCAAAAAAGUGGUGAAUGUUCUGACCUGUGAAAAAAUCCUCACAAAAUCCUAUGAGGCAGCCCUGCUCCCUUUGUACAUGGAAGGAGGUUUUGUAGAGGUGAUUCAUGAUAAGAAACAGUACCAGAUUUCUGAGCUCUGUUCACAGUUCCGCUUGCCCUUCAACGUGAAGGUAUCUGUGAGAGAUCUUUCCAUUGAAGAAGACAUUUUGGCUGCUAUACCAGGACUACAGUUAGAGGAAGCUAUCACAGACUCGUAUCUCCUCAUAAGUGACUUUGCCAACCCCAGGGAGUGCUGGGAAAUUCCUGUUGGCCGCUUGAAUAUGACUGUUCAGUUAGUUAGUAAUUUGUCUAGGGAGCCAGGAUCAUUUCUAGUCAGGACUCUGGUCGAAGAGAUCACUGAAGAACAGUAUUACAUGAUGCGGAGAUAUGAAAGCUCUUUCUUGCACCCCCCACCUCGACCUCCCAAACGUCCCACAGUGGAGGAAACAAAGUUAACCCUGCUAAACUUAGCAGAGGAAAGGACAGUGGCUCUGCCCAAGUCUCCCAAGAGUCUCCAUGUAGAUAGAUCCAAGAAACUGCACUCAAAUCAAGCUGGCCUGGAUUCAAAAGUACCAGUUGGUUGUCAAAAUGAUUCGGCUGAUCUGGAGAAAGGCAAGAGAAAGACUGGGACAACUGCAGUAGCAGGCACCAAAGUAACCACAGAAAUCUUCAAAAAUUAAAAACAUCAAAAAUAACAAGAUGUGACUAAAUGCACUUGGGCAGUGAACAUAAACGUUUCAGUGGAAAAGCAAGUCUAGUCUUCUAGCUGGAAACACAUAUUCCCCAGUGGACCCUAGAAGAAACUUGACUGGCUAUUGCAAAGGAGAAAACAAACUUAAAAGUUUUAACAGAUAAAACUUAAAGAGCAACCUAUGAUGUGGAAUUCACAUAGUCUAUUUUGUGGUGCCAAAAGCUAUAUAUUUUGUUUUAUUGUUACUUAGGACAUAUUUAUUUAACGUGCACACUUUUUGUGGUUCUGAUUUCCACUACCAACAUUUAAGCAAUUGAAAAUUAAUUUUGUAUUUCAGUUUCUGAGUAAAACCAGUUGAAAAUAGGAUAAAAUCUCACCAAAUAUUUUCAUUUUUCUCAGCAUUUGUUUUGACAUUUUUCUAGUGUUAUCAUCAUUCCCGUUAAAAAUAACAAAAAGUAAUUGUAUCAGAGAGUGAUCUAAAAUACCCAGGUUUCUUACCUGAUUCCCUUGGAGCUGUGGAAAUGAGUUUGACUUCACAUUUUCAGUUUGUUUGAGAAAUACACUGUAAAUAAGUGUGUUUGCGGCUUAACAGCCAAAGCCAUUGAGUUACAGGAAUUCUCCAUAACUCUCUCCCCUGCCACCUAAUAACCAGAGUUCGUUACUGCAAUAUCACCAGCGAUCUCAUAAUAUGCCUUAUUAUUUUACGUAGUAUACACUAGAUAACCCUUUAGAUGAAUGUUUAUUAGGAUUUUAAGAAAGCUGUUUCAUUUAUGUAUCACUGUAUGUUAAGUAUACAGGGACAAUAUUACAUUGCCUCUAACAAAAUGAAGAGACAGAGAAGUUAUCUCGUUAAAAUUAUACAGGAAUUUAAUGGCAAGCUUUGCACUUGGUUCAUAGGUCAUAUUCUAUACAAAAGCUGUUAGCUAAUCUCCUGUCUCAUAAUUACUUCGCAUUAUGUAUAGAAAUUAUUCAUUGGUUUCGUACUAAAGAGUUUCUGAAGGCAACAAAUUAUGAAACAACUUUUCAACAGAAAAAAUUAGUUAUAAAUCUUUCAUAUGAUGUUUAUAUUCUGAUUUAGCUUGCUUCCUCUUAUCUUUCUUUUCCUCCUUUUUAAGUGAAAUGAAUCCUGAUUUCCAAUACCCUAAGGAUUGUUUAGUGAUUUGAUGUGGUAAUAUAGUUUGUUGUUUACAAUUUCUGAAAUGUUUUCAUUUUUAUUUUAUUUUGCUUGUUUGUGCCUGUAAGAGCAAGAACUUUUAAAACAUUUUGUCCCCACGUUUGGUUGUUGAAGUCCACUGAGAAUCCUUUCUCAGCAACCUUGGCAAAUUCAUAGAACUCACAGGCCAAUUUGUUACUUUUCAAAUAAUAAUGAACAAUUAGUAUUUUUAUUUGGUAUAUGAAAAUAAUUAAAUCUGUACUUUUAGUAAGCGCAGAUUUUAGGAAAUCAGGAGAAUGCAUGUCUUAGUUUGGCUGUAAAUCAUCAAGGGCUUUCUAGUGGAAAUCAUAUAUCACAUUUCUCACAAUGUCAGUCCUUUUAUGUACUGUGCUUCCAGCUCUCUUGAAUUUGAAAGGCGUAGUAAACUUCAUGAAAGAUUUUAGGAGGUUGAAAACAAGUUUUCUUUUGUGUGUGUGUGUUCUCUGUCAUGUUUAAUUAUGGAAUAACUAUCUUCCUGUAGCAACUAAGUUGAAAUAUUCUUUAACUGGGGUUGAAAUCAAUUCUUUACUAUUAAGGAAGAGGCUCCCUGUGUUAAAGAAGCCAGGGGAGAGAUAUUCACCCCUCACCCUGCUCCCUGUAACCAGGGACCUACAGUACUGAGCACAGCGACCAAAUUUCCCAAUAUGAUUGGACUCCGUAACAGAUGCCAAGACGACCAAUUGUUCAUGCUGCCCUCUUCCUGGCUGAAUCAAUCUAACAUUUCUGGGAAAAGAAAUGGAAAGGGAGCGAGAAGUGGAGAAAGGAAAGUGUUCUUGGAGAUGUAUUUGGCUCUUAUAACCAAGAAUUUAAUAUAAAAAGUGUUUGUUUUGAGAUCAAAGUCAACAUUAAUGAGCCUUCUGGCUGUUUAUCUAAAGGCUUAAGACUCAAGUUACUUCUAAGGGAAGAGGAUAUGUAAAAUUUGUGGGAAAGAAGAGUCAGAAUUAAGAUCCAAACAUAUCCUGAUGGACUGGAAUACUGAAAACUGAAUCUAGGAAUGAAAAUAUUCUUUUGAUAUUACCAUCAAAAUACUCCCACAAUUUUACCACUUUUUACUGCUUCUACUGCUGCCAGUGUGGCCCAAGUUCAAUCAUCUCUUCUUGGAUUUCUGCUGUAACCCUGGAACCAUUCUCCCCAUUCUGGCGCUUGCUACCGAUCAACCUACUCUUAACACAGUAGCCAGAACGAUCUCAUUAAAAUACAUAUUAUUUCACACCACAGUUACUUCCUACCUCACUCAGAGUAAAAGCCAAAAUUCCUAAAAUGAUCUGCGAAGGCCUGCAUUAUCUGUUCCUGUUACUUUUUUUUUUUCUUUUACCUCUUGUCCUCUCACUCACUGCUCAAGUCGUGCUGGCCUGCUCACCGUUCAUCAGACAGGACAGGACAGUCUUGCCUCCAGGCCCCAGCCUUUGCUUUCUCCCCACCAGGAAAUGAAUUUUGCUCAGAUAGCCACACCGGUCACUCCCUCACUCCCCUCAGGUUUCAUUCCAAUGCCUGCCCUGACCACACUAUCUCAAGCUACAACCUCAGCCUCACCUGGUUCUUCCUGUCUCCUUCCCAUUUUAUUUUAUUUUUCUAAGAAUUGAUUCUAUCUGACGUAGAUCAUCUUGAAAUCUUUAAGAGUGGUGUUGAUUUCUGUCAGUACACUGGGAUGCAGUAUUGUUAUAAUCAUUAUAUUGGCCAGGAUUGAGUGAAGGUAGUUUUAAGGGAUUCAAUUCAGCCUUUUCCACGAUAAGAGCUCUUCUCCACAGACCAAGAGACAUCACUAUGGUCCCCAGAGCCACUAUGUGUGUCUGUUUUGAUUAUAACUCAGGAAAUGAGGAAAUGACUGCUAGGAGGGUCAGUGGAACCGUGUACCCACUGUGAGAUGGGCUGGGCCUGGAAGACUUUAUUAUUUGACCUACUCCAAGAAGGGCUGUAUGAUUUAUGAAAAGCAAAUCUAAGCACAAUGUCCAUGACUGUCAUAAUUGUUUAUAAUAUCUAUUCUGUCAUUAAUGUACUGAAGCAAUACUAAAGAAUGGCCUUUAGGUGAGACCAAGCUGAGGGGCCUUGCUCCCUGUAGCUUCCCUGUGCUGGUGUGACUCACA